CGCGCUACGCCGUCUCGCCGAUACGAACGCACCACAAAUGUCCGCGCUCUCUUUCACCGCGGCGGUCGCGCCCGCGAACCGCCGCGUGUUCGCCUCCGCGAAGAAAACCUCCGCCGCGAAGAAGGCUUUCCGCGUCACCGCCUACACGGAAGAACGCAGGUACGAGCAGUCCAUGAAGGUCAUGGAUCGAACCCAAGAAGUCCGAAGCAUGCGCGAGCUCGAGGCCGCGAUGAACCUCGCGGGCGAUGCGCUCAUCAUCGUCGCACUCGAGUCCGACGAAGAGUGCGUCGCCGGCGACCAGGCCGCGUGCAAGGAAGUCACCGCGUCGCUCGCGAGGAUCGCGCGCGACUGCAAAGACGUCGUCUUCGUCAAGGCGGAGGUCACGCACAGCGGCCCGGAAGCGCGCGAGAUCGCGGACAAGCUCGGCGUGCACCAGUUCCCGACGUACCAGUACUACAAGGGCGGCUCCCUCCUGUGGCAACACAUCGGCGCCGGCACGGGCACGACGACGGAGCUCUCCGAGGGCGUCCUGUACUACGGCGGCGCCGGCGCGAAGGGCCUCGACGUCCACGACUGGGUCUCGGACAUCAACUCCAAGAGCGAUUUCACCGAUUUCAUCGAUUCGUGCGCCGCGCCGCAAGUGCCCCCCGGGUUCGCGGGCGAGGUCAACGUCUCGUGCGAUAAGCAGCUCGCCAUCGUGGACGUCGGCAUGAACGUGGACGCCCCCGUCGGGUGCCUCGACAUGUUCCCCGCGGUGCUCUCGCUCGCGCGGAACACCGCCGGGUUCACGCGGUGGGCGCGCAUGGGCCUCGACGGCGGACCGGAGUGCGCGGCGCUCGCGAAGGAGUGGGGCGUCACGAAGGUUCCGUCGUUCGUGAUGUUCGCGAACGGUCGAAAGGUCGACAUGUACGAGGGUUCGAAUCGAGAGUUGCUCAUGAGCCACGUGAUGAACUUUCAAAAGGCGAACGGAAUCACGCUUCCUCAGCGCGUCCCGCCGAAGCGCAUGACGAACGCGGAGGCGAGGGAGAUCGCUCGCGAGGCGAGGGAACGCGCCAAGGCGGAGGGCAAGCGCACGGGGUGGUGAGAAGCGCUUCCUUCGGAAGUACUUUCGUGAGUGCCUUCGUACUUCGGAAGUACGACGUGCGACGACGAAUCGUGGCGUAUACAUACUGUUUGUUUUCGUUACGCCGAUACGGUACCACAUUUGUGAAUCUGAGACGAGAUGACUCUCCAAACCGAGAGCCAAACC
Messenger RNA from Micromonas pusilla CCMP1545, 1249 nucleotides. RefSeq lists its product as uncharacterized. The transcript has 2 exons. The coding region runs from base 38 to 1084 and encodes 348 amino acids. Lineage: Eukaryota; Viridiplantae; Chlorophyta; Mamiellophyceae; Mamiellales; Mamiellaceae. Gene Ontology annotation, molecular function: oxidoreductase activity, acting on a sulfur group of donors, disulfide as acceptor. The record is from RefSeq and is a predicted model, not a curated record.